AUGCGAAGGAGACGCAUUCCUCCACGGGAGGAUGCAGUCUGUCAUGUUUCUGCUGGAAGGAACAAACUGGGACUUGAUAUCCACUACAUAAAUGCCUUCAAAGGUCGGGGCAUUUUCACGACUGUUCCAUUCCAAAAAGGAGACUUCCUUUUGGAAUACAGAGGUAAACUCAUAACAAAAGACGAAUGUGAGCGGAGACACAGAGUUUAUCAUGACAGCCUGAAGGUGUUCAUGUUUGAAUUCAAGUUUGAUGGAAAACUCUGGUGUGUGGAUGCAUCUCAAGAAGAUGGGUCAUUAGGCAGACUUGUCAACGACAACCACAUCAGUCCAAGUGCUAAGAUGAAAAUAUUAAAUAUCAAUGGAAAGCCCCAUCUAUGCUUAUUUGCAAGCAGAGACAUAAGUCCAGGCGAAGAAAUAGACUAUAAUUAUGGUGACUCGGAUUGGCCCUGGAGAUGCAAGACUGAGACCAGCCAGAUUCAGAAGACUGUGAGCUGCCUAAAGCCGCAACCAAACUGCAUUCCAAACAAUGAUCUGGACCUGAAACAUCCAGAGCCUGAAAGGGAUCAUGAUGAAGAAAUGCCUCAGCAAGGCUCAGAAGCCAUGCAUUCUUCUUCAGCGCAAGAUUCUGAAGAGACUGAGACAAGCCAGAUUCAGAAGACUGUGAGCUGCCUAAAGCCGCAACCAAACUGCAUUCCAAACAAUGAUCUGGACCUGAAACAUCCAGAGCCUGAAAGGUGUCACAGUCAUCGUCUGGUGUGCACAACAAUAUCAUCUUUGGACAAGUGCAUUCAGUGUGUGGGACCGGUUUCCUCCCUCAAGUGGCUUGGCUAUAAGUGCAAAGGAGAGAGUGGCGUUGUGGACGUCCAAGGGGGUCGCACAAUCAGGAGGCAGUGA
This is a messenger RNA of Pelmatolapia mariae (spotted tilapia), 894 nucleotides long. RefSeq names its product histone-lysine N-methyltransferase EHMT2-like. Bases 1 to 894 code for a protein of 297 amino acids. Gene Ontology annotation, cellular component: polytene chromosome; nucleus. The transcript is spliced from 8 exons. Gene Ontology annotation, molecular function: histone H4K20 methyltransferase activity; protein binding; transcription regulator activity. Gene Ontology annotation, biological process: regulation of DNA damage response, signal transduction by p53 class mediator; regulation of transcription by RNA polymerase II. The record is from RefSeq and is a predicted model, not a curated record. NCBI's taxonomy places the organism in Eukaryota, Metazoa, Chordata, Actinopteri, Cichliformes, Cichlidae.